AUGGAGGUCAUUGAUCGUCGCUCCGCUCUACUUUCUAACUACGAAGUCUUGACCCUCCUGCGCGAACUCGAGAGCGACCACCUUGCCAAAGCGCGAACCGCUUUGCGCAUCAAAAAGGAAGAGGAGGCGUCGGGGUCUCUCGUCAAGCAUCAUGCUGUACAGGAGGAAGUCUGCGAAAAUUUGAGGACCAUCGAGGUUGAGGCGAUCCAAUACCUGUCUGCUGAUUACCAGCCCACUGGGUCGCAGAGUGAGAACGGCAUAGUGCAACUCACGAAGAGCCUUGCCACCUAUGACCUUACGAAAGCGGAGAAGCUUCAAGUUGUCAAUUUGGCUCCUACAGAGCCUGUUGAGCUCUACGUGGUGGGUAAACCAGUGUCAUCUAGUUCCGCUUGCGACCCACUAUUCCCCGGGCACCACGACACGGCGAAGGGGCAAGCUAUGCACGUCAGUGCCACAGCCCGUCCACAUGGCCACCAAAGACCUCACAGGCCAUCACCUAGUGCUGAACAGCAUAGCUCUGGGUGUGGAUGCAUAGUCAUGUAA
Phanerochaete carnosa HHB-10118-sp is the source of this 543-nucleotide messenger RNA. RefSeq lists its product as uncharacterized. Gene Ontology annotation, molecular function: nucleotide binding. Gene Ontology annotation, biological process: transcription initiation at RNA polymerase III promoter. Gene Ontology annotation, cellular component: RNA polymerase III complex. The transcript has 3 exons. The coding region runs from base 1 to 543 and encodes 180 amino acids. The record is from RefSeq and is a predicted model, not a curated record. Lineage: Eukaryota; Fungi; Basidiomycota; Agaricomycetes; Polyporales; Phanerochaetaceae.